Molecule: messenger RNA, 480 nt
Organism: Mesorhabditis belari
Lineage: Eukaryota; Metazoa; Nematoda; Chromadorea; Rhabditida; Rhabditidae
Source: the annotation of a GenBank genome assembly
AUGGCAGCGCUUCUGCUUCGAUCGAGCUCUCGACUCGUCCACCUACCCGAAUUGAUCACCUUGCAGAGGGCUUCGUUGAGUGUUUCGUCCAGAUUUUUUGCAGAUAGGAAGUUCACAAAGAAACACGAAUGGGUUUUGGUGGAAAAUGGAGUCGGUACCGUUGGAAUCACCGCCUUUGCCGCUGGAGCGCUCGGUGACAUCGUUUAUGUGGAUCUUCCCGAAGUCGGAAAACAAGUUGCUCAAGGAGACUCGUUUUGUGCGGUUGAAUCAGUGAAAGCCGCUUCUGAUGUUUAUACUCCAGUCUCAGGCACAAUAACGGAACGUAACGAAGCUUUGGAAGGGGCACCAAAUAUGAUCAACAAGAGUCCAUUGGAUGAAGGAUGGAUUUGCAAAGUGAAACUAACAGAGGAAAGCGAACUCAAGGGAUUGCUCACCGAGGCCGAAUACAAUACAUUCAAAGAACAGGAAGAAGCCGCUCAU